AUGGCACCCCUCUGCUCUGACCCCCGACAGAUCGUCAUCAACCUGGAGCCAGCGCGCAGGCGCGCUCUUCUCCGCCUCGUCACCGAGAUUACCACGCGCAUGAUCGCAGAACUAGACUCACAAUCCAAUGACCUCGGCCCCAUUACCACUGAGGACGAAUCCUCAAGCGGAUCGCAGACCCCCCAACCCCAGAAUGACGACGAGCAGCAGCAGCAGCCCCGGGCCCCCAAGCCAGCGGCAGAGCAAGCCAAGCCCAAGUCCAGCGAAAAGGCCUCCAAGGAAGCUAUCCGCAUCCAAAAGGCGGCCGUCCAGCACAUGGCAGAGUGGCAGCAGGAGUUCAUUGAGAAGCUUGGCGAGAUUGUCAGCGCCGAAGACGACGCCAAGAUUGUCGCGGAGCGUAAGAAGCGCGCCCAGGAGCUGCAGAAGCGAAGCGUCGACAAUGCCGAAGAGGGCGAAGAUCUCAUGAGCUUUGGCGACGCCAAGGCGGACAAGUCGGAGGACUUUUACGCUUUGCAGAUGCUGUACCAACCUUUGCCCACGAACCUCACUUCGUCCUCCAUCAGGGAUAGAAAGGAGGCGCUUAGUUGCGUACUCCUUCUGCUGCUCUCGACAGGCAAGUACUCGGCGCACUCGCGCGUACUGGGCUUGUAUCUCGCAUCCUCUCUGGAGCUUCCGCAAACCUUUGUCAUCCACGAGGAGACCGAGAUUGCCAAGACGCUGAUGGAGUCGUCCAACGUGGACGAGAAGGACAAGCAAGCGACCAUGUCUGCCGAGACAGAGGCCGCCAAGAGGCGACACGAGAACAAGUUCGGCCGCUACUGGAAGGUUGGCCUUGCUUCAGUCGCCGGAGCCGCUGUCAUCGGCGUCACAGGUGGUUUGGCCGCGCCUCUUGUAGCUGGCGCUUUGGGUGGCGUCCUCGGUGGCAUAGGCCUCGGGGGUGUCGCCAGUUUCCUGGGCAUAUUUUGGAUGAAUGGCGCAUUGGUCGGGGCGCUAUUCGGCGCAUAUGGCGCCAAGAUGACGGGUGAAAUGAUGGACAAGUAUGCCAAAGAAGUGGAGGAUUUUAAAUUCAUCCCCCUUCAGGAGGAAUGGGGCAAGGACUACUCCCAAGAAACCAAAGACCAACAACAGAGCCGCCGCCUCCGACUAACAAUCGGCAUCAACGGAUGGCUCAACGAAGAAGCGGAUAUUGUCAAGCCCUGGCGCGCUCUGAGCACAGAGACUGAAGUCUUUGCCCUCCGGUAUGAGUUGAAAACCCUCAUCAACCUCGGGACAGCCUUCCGCGACCUCGUCAAGUCCGCGGCAUGGAACACGUUCAAGUCAGAAGUCAUCAAGCGCACAGUGUUUGCCACCCUUUGGGCCGCGCUGUGGCCGAUCCAGGUCCUCGCCGCCGCCUCCAAUGUCGACAACCCCUUCAGCCAAGGUCUCAACCGCUCGCGAAAGGCGGGCAAGCUACUAGCUGAUGCUCUUAUCAACAAGGUACAGGGUGAACGGCCCGUCACGCUCAUUGGCUAUUCACUGGGAGCGGCCGCCAUCCAUGCAUGCCUCCAAGCUCUCGCCGAGCGUCGCGCAUUUGGCCUUAUCGAGAGCGUCGUCAUUAUAGGCGCGCCAGCACCGGCUGCCUCCUCCCACUGGAGGACCUUGCGCACCGUGGUGUCGGGCAAGAUCUUCAACGUGUACUCUGAAAACGACAUGAUCCUAGGCUUUGUGUAUCGCAUGUACAGCUUACACAUGGGUGUCGCGGGACUGCAAGCCAUCAAGAAUGUCGAUGGCAUUGAGAACCUGGACCUGAGCGACGUUGUUAGUGGGCACCAGCGGUACCCCGAGCUCACGGGUGAGAUUCUGCGCAAGUGCGCCUUUGUCGGUAUCAAAGCAAGCAACACGAUCGAGAAGGACGAGGUCAUCCAGAUGAAGAACGACUAUGCCGAGGGCAAGCUAGUGGACCUGGAUGGCGAACGAGACGACGAGAAGAAGACCCACACCAUCCCAAGGAAGGCGGUUCCCAAGGGAGAUGUGACAGAUGACCUGCGUGGGCUUAACAUCUCUUCUCCUGCGUUGGACCCCAAGUCUGAGGGUGGAGCGAACCAGCCCAAGAGCGAGCAGACGCAACAGGAGAACCCCCCUCUCCCGCCUCGUCCGGACGGUACGGUGCCAACAGACCAGGAGAGCCGCGUGCGGGAUAACGGCCGUCCAAUGACGCCCACAUCAACCAUGUCUGACGAUGAGGAGUUCCAUAGAAUCACCAUGCAAGACGAUGGUAGUCCAUAA
Emericellopsis cladophorae is the source of this 2265-nucleotide messenger RNA. Its product is annotated as putative membrane-like protein. NCBI's taxonomy places the organism in Eukaryota, Fungi, Ascomycota, Sordariomycetes, Hypocreales, Bionectriaceae. The transcript has 2 exons. The coding region runs from base 1 to 2265 and encodes 754 amino acids. The record is from RefSeq and is a predicted model, not a curated record.